Messenger RNA from Apis dorsata (giant honeybee), 2095 nucleotides. RefSeq names its product electron transfer flavoprotein-ubiquinone oxidoreductase, mitochondrial (gene Etf-QO). The record is from RefSeq and is a predicted model, not a curated record. The transcript has 8 exons. The coding region runs from base 76 to 1896 and encodes 606 amino acids. Gene Ontology annotation, biological process: electron transport chain. Gene Ontology annotation, molecular function: electron-transferring-flavoprotein dehydrogenase activity; iron-sulfur cluster binding. Gene Ontology annotation, cellular component: mitochondrial inner membrane. NCBI's taxonomy places the organism in Eukaryota, Metazoa, Arthropoda, Insecta, Hymenoptera, Apidae.
UAAUAUAGCAUAUAUAAUGUAACUGAAUAGUAACACAGUAUAGUAUUAUCAGUUCGUUCGUAGUGAUGUGUAAUUAUGUCUCGAGUGAUAUUUAAUACAUUAAAUAAUCUACAGAAGUUUCAAUGGAUAUUUCAAAGAGUUUAUUCACAAGAAAAAUUUCCAAAAAUUACAACUCAUUAUACUAUUGUACCAAGAGAAUUAGAUCAAAGAUGGAAAGAUGUAAAUAUGGAAAGAUAUAUAGAUGAAACUGAUAUUUUAAUUGUGGGAAGUGGUCCAGCAGGAUUAUCUGCUGCAAUUCAAACACGUAAAUUAGCAGAAAAAUAUGGAAAAGAUGUAAAAGUUACAGUUGUUGAAAAAGCUCCUACUAUUGGUGGUCAUAUUCUUAGUGGAGCUUGUUUAGAUCCAAUAGCUUUAAAUGAAUUAUUUCCUAAUUGGAAAGAAUUAGGUGCUCCAUUAAAUACUCCUGUCACAGAAGAUAAAUUUGCAUUUCUUACUGAAAAGAAUAGAUUAUCAAUACCUAUUUUAAAAGGAAUGCCAAUGUAUAAUCAUGGGAACUAUAUAGUUAGAUUAGGUCAUAUUGUAACUUGGCUUGGGGAACAAGCUGAAGCUAUGGGUGUAGAAAUAUAUCCUGGAUAUGCUGCAGCAGAAGUACUUUAUCAUGAAGAUGGAUCUGUUAAAGGAAUAGCUACGAAUGAUGUUGGUAUCGCUAAAGAUGGAUCACCAAAAGAUACUUUUGAACGUGGAAUGGAAUUACAUGCAAAAUGUACCAUUUUUGCAGAAGGAUGUCAUGGUCAUCUUACAAAACAAAUUUCAAAGAAAUUGAAUCUCAGAAAAGAUUGUGAACCACAAACUUAUGCUAUAGGAUUAAAAGAAAUGUGGGAAAUUGAUCCAAAAAAACAUAAACCUGGCACUGUUGAACAUACUAUUGGUUGGCCACUUAAAAAAGAUACUUAUGGUGGUUCAUUUUUAUAUUAUCUUAAUGAAGAUACACCUCUUAUUGCUAUUGGUUUUGUUAUUGGUUUGGAUUAUUCUAAUCCUUAUUUACAUCCAUUUAAAGAAUUUCAAAGAUUUAAACAACAUCCAAGUAUUAGGCCAAUACUUGAAGGAGGGAAAAGAAUUGCAUAUGGUGCAAGAGCUUUGGUAGAAGGAGGUUUUCAAUCUCUUCCUAAACUUCAAUUUCCUGGUGGUUGUCUAAUUGGUUGUACAGCAGGAUUUCUCAAUGUACCUAAAAUCAAAGGAAUACAUAAUGCUAUGAAGAGUGGAAUGCUUGCUGCAGAAAGUAUAAUCGAAGCUUUAAUUGAUGCAGAAAAUAAUCCUUCACCAACAAAAGGUUUAGAACCAAAAACUUAUAUUGAAAAAAUACAGAAUAGUUGGAUUUAUAAAGAGUUAAAAGCUGUAAGAAAUAUUAGGCCAAGUUUUCAUACAAAAUUUGGUCUCUAUGGAGGUUUAUUAUAUUCUGGAUUUUCAAUGUUAAUUGGAGGAAGAGAGCCAUGGACUUUAUCACAUGGAGGCCCAGAUUAUACAAAAUUACAAUCAGCAACUGUAUGUACUCCAAUAGAGUAUCCAAAACCGGAUAAUGAAAUAUCUUUUGAUUUAUUAUCAUCUGUAGCACUUACUGGCACGAAUCACGAAGCUGAUCAACCUUCACAUCUUACUUUAGCAGAUGAUACUGUACCUGUAAAAAAAAAUUUAGCUAUAUUUGCUGGACCAGAAGGUCGAUUUUGUCCUGCUGGUGUAUAUGAAUUUGUACCAUUGGAAUCUGGAAAAGGAGAAAGAUUACAAAUUAAUGCUCAGAAUUGUAUUCAUUGCAAAACUUGUGAUAUUAAGGAUCCAAGUCAAAAUAUCAAUUGGGUUGUACCAGAAGGUGGAGGUGGUCCAGCUUAUAACGGAAUGUAAAAAUUAAAUAUUUUAUAAUGAUUUGAUAAAAUUUUUUUUAAAUUUUAAAAAAUAUAUCUAAGAAAUUUUUGUAUAAAUUUAUAUCAUAAUGUAUAUGAUAAAUAUUUUUAUACAGUUUUAUAUUUUUAAACAAUGUUUAUAAUUAUAAAUAUGCAACAAUGAUUUUUUUUCUACAAUAUAAUAUUUUAUUAAAAAUUCA